GAGAAAUGAGACUUUUUGCUCUGCCUUCAUAUUGACGUAUUCCUGAUCUUUGUGCAAUUUCAUCCUCAACGUUAAAGGAACUCUUCCAUCUAGUGAUGUUCUGAUAAUUGUUUGUUUGUAACUUAUUCUUCACGAAAAUAUCGAGAAAACGAGAGAGUUAAACGCUUGAAAUCGGAUACCUGUGUACUUCUUCUUCACAAGCUGAAUCUUGAUUGCAAUAUCCGAAAACAUAUAUACGACGAGUACCCAAUUCUCGAAAAUCUCAAAUUUCUUCCUUCGACUCGGUGUUACACACAUCUUUCAACAACAUCACAUACAUAAAUAAUCAACAUGUUUACGACGAGAAUAUUAUCUCUCCUUGCGAUAGCGACGAGUGCGUUGGUGCAGGCACAUACGGUGAUUACAUAUCCAGGAUGGAGAGGAGAUAAUUUGAUUACGAAUGAGACUUUUCCUUAUGGAAUGCAAUGGAUGUAUCCUUGUGAGUAGACUUUUCUUUUCUAAAUUUGGAGCUUUCUGCUUGGAUUUAGAUUUGGGUUUGUGAGGGAUUUGGUGUAUUGGAUUUGCGUAGAUGGAUGGUUCGUUUUCAAAGCUAUUCAUAUACCCAGUUCUUUCAUCCAUCCACAUCUCCUACCUUCCCUUCUCCUUUUCCCUUUAACCUUCCUCCCUCUCUCUUCCUACCCCUUCAACCUUCGCCCUCUCACUAACCCACUCAGGCGGCGGCAUGCCAACCACCACCAACCGAACCCUCUGGCCUAUCAAAGGAGGCGCUAUCGCCGUUCAACCCGGUUGGUUCCAAGGCCACGCCACAGCCUUUUUCUACAUGAACCUCGGAUUUGGUACUGAUGGCCCCGACAAUGGUCCUCAAAACAUGUCAUUCCCAAUGAUAUCCGUCAUGCAAAUCGUAGGCCCUAGCAAGAAUCCCUACCCAGGAACAUUUUGUCUGCCGCAGGUACCGUUGCCAGCUAAUACGACGGUUAACGUGGGAGAUAAUGCAACGAUUCAAGUGGUGGAGACAGCAAUUCACGGAGCGGCUCUUUAUUCGGUAUGGAACCCUUCCUUAUUUCCUUCUUACUCACACUCUUCCCCAUCCCCUUCCCCUUCCCCAACCACCAAAAACUCAAAACCAAAACCACAAAAAUCUAACACACCCCCAAAGUGCGUAGACAUAACCUUCGCAGACCCCAAAGACGUAGCCGAAGUAAAUAGUUCCAACUGUUUCAAUUCCUCCGACAUCUCCUUCGCAAACGUCUACACCAUCAACGACGCAUCAGCACCAGGCACAGCUCGCGCAUCUGCUACAUCGGGUACAUCUGGCGCAUCGCCUAGUCGAUCUAUGUGGGCGGGAAGUUUGGUCGCGGUAUUGGGAACGGUUAUGUGGGUUGUGCUGUGAGCAGCUGAAAUGGAAGAGAGAUUUUGGGCGGGGAUCUCAGGACAUUAGGAAGGAGGGGGGUUGGGUAUGAUGUAGAUAUGCUAUGGUAUGCUACGCUAUGUUAUGAUACGAUAGGUCUUAUGAUGUGGAUGAAAUAUACGAAAUGGGUGGGAUAAUUUACAGAUCAGAUCAGAUAGGUCGGAUCGAAUGGGAUAGGAUAGGAUCAGAUCAAAUUGCAUGGUAUAGCGAGAUUUUAAAACUUCAAGUAAAGAAAGAGCUAAUUAAUAAGAGGAAUAUAAACACCACUAACUUACGA
Molecule: messenger RNA, 1685 nt
Organism: Sclerotinia trifoliorum
Lineage: Eukaryota; Fungi; Ascomycota; Leotiomycetes; Helotiales; Sclerotiniaceae
Source: the annotation of a GenBank genome assembly